AUGAAUCAACUACUCGUUUGCAGUUUCUUGUUGGCGAUCGCUUCGUCGUACGCCUCCGUUGUACCAGCACCUUCCUAUGUCGUUUCGGUUCAAGGAGACGAUGAUGGCGCAAUCAUCUGCGGUGGUGUGCUGAUCGAUGAGAGAUUCGUCCUGACCACAGCACAGUGUUUGGCUUUCUACAACCCUGAGAGAUUGGUGGUUUCUGUGAACGAUGGCGCUCAGAUCAUUAAACUUACAUCUUACACUUUCAAUCCGAGAUUCGAUUUCGUUACCAUGGAAGAUAAUAUUGGCCUUUUGAGAUUGGCAGAACCAGCGAAUGCUAAUGUCAUUGAAGUGGCUGAACAACAACCAAAAACCGGUGCCAGCGGUGUAGCCUAUAGUUGGGGUGCCAAUCACAAGAUCGGCAGUGUCGAUGUUGAACUCGUAAGCACUAGCGAUUGCGCUUCCGGAGAGUAUGGCUGGAGUGAAGAUGAAAUAUAUAAUACUAUGGUAUGUGGUCUGGUGAAAAACAACAAGUCUUGUGUUCCACGUUUCGGCAACCCCGUAGUAUCUAAUAACAAGCUGGUUGGUUUGACUUCAUGGGGUGGUUGUGGCACCAACGGCAAAUCAGCUGUCUUCACCGAUGUACCAUCUCUACGCUCAUGGAUCGAUAGUGCCCUUAAAAAGUUGGAGCAAUAA
Zeugodacus cucurbitae (melon fly) is the source of this 678-nucleotide messenger RNA. Its product is annotated as trypsin-like. The record is from RefSeq and is a predicted model, not a curated record. Bases 1 to 678 code for a protein of 225 amino acids. Gene Ontology annotation, biological process: proteolysis. The transcript has a single exon. NCBI's taxonomy places the organism in Eukaryota, Metazoa, Arthropoda, Insecta, Diptera, Tephritidae. Gene Ontology annotation, molecular function: serine-type endopeptidase activity.